Molecule: messenger RNA, 2664 nt
Organism: Phalaenopsis equestris
Lineage: Eukaryota; Viridiplantae; Streptophyta; Magnoliopsida; Asparagales; Orchidaceae
Exons: 10
Coding region: 783-2297 (504 amino acids)
Source: RefSeq, a predicted model, not a curated record
UCACCAACCCAUGCGCGAUCAACGCCCGACUGCAAGCCGCUCAAAUUCAAAACGCAAAUUUUUUUCAUACUGCAGUUCUGAUCUCACCGUCUACGCCAUUUCGCCACGUUUCAUCCUAGAUACGUGGCAUGAGGUGACGUGCGGACAGCAAAAUUCAAGGUAGUGUGGUGCAGCGCCAGAGAUCCAGCAUUAGAUGACAACUUCCUACUAUCGGAAAUCGAACCUCUGCAAAACCUCAAAUUUGUUAGGGAAAAUUAAAUAAAACACCAAGAGAAACUUAAAAAGCUCAAGUUUUGCAAUCCGUUCUAGCGAGGGAAAAUCUGUUCGUGUUUGGCAGCAAGUUGUCUCCGAGCUGACGACAUUGUCAUCAAAACAAUUUUUUUUUUUUUUCCUUUUGGAAGUAUUAGGUCGAGAUUUCUUCAUCAGAUUCUGUUAUGAUGAUUUUUCACCAUACCCGCCCCUUUUUUGAAAUUUGAAUCCAUGGGCUAAUUUGUGCGCGGAGUAAGAAGUGUGGACUAUCUUCACUCUGCUUGAAACUCAACCGCUGGUCAUGGUUUCAGCUUCCUGGCAUUGUGAGGGUUUACUGGGAUUCUUUUAAAUUAGUAUUUUAUUCUUACAAGUCACGUGAAGAUGAAUUCUUUCAAGUCUAUUAGUUCUUACAAGCAGGGAGUAUGAUGCGAAGGAUAGAUGCAGACCGACCUUUAUAACUUGAGAAGGUGUGUGCUGCCCUUUCCCUGUUCCGUGGAACUGAAAAUAACAUCACACUGAAACUUCUGAAGUUCAUGGCUGGGAGGGAAAAUUCCAGAGAUCAUUCCAUAUUCCAGCUGGAAAAGGAUGUUCUGAAUCUACAACUAUUGCUGCAAGAGGAGAUCAAGUUGCACGAUGUUCUUGAAAAGGCUGUAGAGGAUGCUGCAUUUGAACUGUCUGAUCUAUCAUGCCUCCCAAAUGAUGCGCAAGAACUUUUGUGUAACAUUACAACGUUAAAGAAUACUGUAGGAAAACUUGAGGAAGAGAUGAUCUAUUUAAAUUUUCAGCUCAUUCAAGAACGAAAUGAGAGAAGGCUUGUUGAAUAUCAGUUGAAGCAAUUGCCAGGAUCACUACAGAUUAUGUACCCCAUUGCACAGGCAACUUUGGAUGAUUUGGCUCUAGAAGAAGAGGAGGGACCUACUGAAUUGAUUCAACAGUUCGCAGCAAUUGAACGAGUACCUCUUAAAGGUGUUUUGAAUCACCUCCAUCCUAAUAAGCUUUCUGAGGAGAUAGUUCGUUGCAUGAAAGAUAUAUUCAUCUCCUUGGCAAAUUGCCAUAGUUUUCCCUCAACAUUUUCUUCACCAGAGAGUUUUUGUUCUUCUUCGUCACCACAAGGGCACAUUCCAACCUUUUGGCCACUAUCUGAGCUGACGUCAAUUUCCUCAUGGAGACAUAGUUCUCAGGUGGAUAUUCAAUACAACAAUGAUGUUUUAACUACCGGAGGCGUUUUUGAUCCAUAUAAAGUCCGCGAAAAAUUGAGUUGGAUCGAUAUUGGUAAUUAUAGUUUAGUAAAAGAGGUUUCGUGGAUGUCUGUGGAGAAGAAACAACUUGAAGCUGCUUCUGAUUUAUUAAAGGUGUUCAGAUCACUUGUUGAGCAGUUGACUGAAGUAAACCCUAUUCAUCUUAGCUACCCUGAGAAGUUAGCCUUCUGGGUCAAUUUGUACAACGCACUCAUUAUGCAUGCUUAUCUUGCAUAUGGUGUUCCUAAGAGUGAUAUGAAGCUCUUCGCAUUGAUGCAAAAGGCUGCAUACAUAGUGGGAGGUCACUCAUACAGUGCUGCUUGCAUUGAGUAUGUUGUAUUGAAGAUGAAGCCACCCAUCCAUAGGCCACAAACAGCGUUACUUCUUGCACUUCAGAAGUUGAAACUAUCUGAGGAGCAGAAGAGGUGUUCGAUCGAUACGUAUGAGCCGUUAGUUACAUUUGCACUAAGCUGUGGAACAUUCUCUUCUCCUGCAGUAAAAGUUUACAGUGCAGGAAAUGUGAAGGAAGAGCUCCAACAAGCUCAGCGCGACUUCAUUCGUGCUUCCGUAGGGAUGAGCAACAAAAGGAAGCUUCUCAUCCCAAAGAUGCUCCACGCUUUCACUCGAGGAUUUGUUGAUGAAUCAAACUUACCAAUCUGGAUAUCUGGAUUCUUGACUCAGCAACAAGCAGGCUUUGUAGAACAAUGCAUCUCCCAGAGAAAAUACAGCUUGUUGGGCUCUCGCAGUUGCGGAGUAAUCCCUUACGACUCUCGAUUUCGUUAUCUUUUCCUACCCGAAAUAUUGCGCUGAUGAUCGAACGCCAGCUUGCAGCAUUUGUGGGAUCCGUUAAAAAUUAAGUAGUGAGAGUUUUUGUUGGCCAGUGAUUAAAUCUUAUUCUCCAGAAUCCAGCGCUAAAGUUCUGGUUUUGUUGGGGAGCAGGGAAUGGAGCCAACUAUAUGUGAUCAGAGUGAGCUUUUGGUAAGGAGGAUAUCUAAGACAUGUUGGUAGGCUAAUUUGUGAAGGGCAUUCCAUGUUUUGGUUUAGUGGAGUUGCUAGUGCAGUUCCUUUGGUCUUCUACUGGAAGACUAGCUCCAAUUGUAUUUUGAAUCCAGUGAAAAUUUUUGAGUUGUCUGUUAAGGAUUCUACUUGUUUAGUUGAUAAAGAACUUGAAAGUUGU